CCAAUUAAAUUUUUCCUGUGCCCUAAAACGAGCUUUGCUUCUUCCAGAAAUUUCUCCUGGCUUGAAAGGUUCACUCCCGUCCUUUGCUCCCGGGCUGUGCGCUGUACUUUCUGACACGCCACCUCCAUCCACACGACUGCUCUCCCCCUCCGCCACUUUUGCAGGGACCACAGUUGUCAGGCGUAGCUUGAAGCUGCCAAAUCGCUCUCACCUCCACAAAAAGCUGGUGCUAAGCAGCAUCCUCUAUUCAACCCGGGCAUGUUUAGCACCUAAAAGUUCCUUUUGCCGGCGAUGUUCAAGGGGAGCGGCAGCAGCUCGCGCUGAGGCGCUUCCACCCACAGCUCUGCACACAGCGCCACGGAGGGGGGAGCGAGUCUUUCCUAUCCCUUCUAUCGUGAGGACCAAGGACUCCUACCGUCCAUUUAUUUCCGCCCCCCCCACCCAUCAGUGGUCUUUAAAACGAUCACAGUAUGCAGCACAAUGCUUUAAAACAGCAAAGCUUCUGGAAAACCCAAACAAAAGGAACGUCACCGGGUGACGUCAGCCUAUAUACAGCCCUGUGUGGUCGCAGCGCAUAAGCAAAUCCAUUCUUGUGCCGCUUCCCUGAAAAGCUUUUCAGUAAAUGCACUCAUGCUACUACAGGAGCUUCUCUCAGCAAUAAGCCACCCAUCUGCCAUCAACAAGUUAGGACUAAAGGGAGCCACAGCUGCGCAAAAAGGAAACGUGAGCUUCAAUUAAACAGCUGAGCAGCCACCGAGGAUGAAAACUUGCAUUAAGCGUUGAUUUAAAAAUUGCAGACCUGUUAGAGGAGAUCAAGGCAGCGAUUUCAAAAGGAAUAUUCCAGGAGAGCAUCGUGGAUUCAAUUUUGCACCGAUAUCAAAGGACACCAAGCCCAGUAAAUUAUUCAAAGGCUAUCUUACAGUAGAGCCUUUUACAGACUCACGGCGUUGAGUCUAAAACUACGACUGAAUGCAACCUCCAAUGUGCUCAAAAGAAUGGGCUUACAUUUCAAGUGGCCAUUAGGGGCUCGUAUGCUGGCAGCACUAUAUGCAAUGAGUAUGGUUUUAAAAAUGCUGCCUGCCUUGGGCAUGGCUUGUCCACCAAAAUGUCGCUGUGAGAAGCUGCUCUUUUACUGUGACUCUCAGGGGUUUCACUCAGUGCCAAACACCACUGAAAAGGGCUCGCUAGGUUUGUCACUGAGGCACAAUUAUAUUUCUGAACUUGAGAGGGAUCAAUUUGCAAGCUUCAGUCAACUUACUUGGCUUCACUUAGAUCAUAAUCAAAUUGCUACAGUCAGAGAAGAUUCUUUUCAAGGACUGUAUAAACUUAAGGAAUUAGUCUUAAGUUCCAACAAAAUCUUUCAUUUGCCAAACACAACUUUUAGCCAGCUGCUUAACCUGCAGAAUUUGGACCUCUCUUUUAAUCAGUUAUCCUCUCUGCACCCCGAGCUCUUCUACGGCCUUCGCAAGCUCCAGACAUUGCUCUUGCGUUCCAACUCCCUGCGGACCAUCCCGGUCCGCCUGUUCUGGGACUGUCGUAGCCUGGAGUUCCUGGAUUUGAGCACAAACCGCUUGCGAAGUUUGGCUCGUAACGGAUUUGCGGGAUUAAUCAAGCUGAGGGAGCUUCACCUAGAGCACAACCAGCUGACAAAGAUUAAUUUUGCUCACUUCCUCCGGCUGAGCAGCCUGCACACGCUCUUCUUGCAGUGGAACAAAAUUAGCAACUUGACGUGUGGGAUGGAGUGGACCUGGAGCACCUUGGAAAAGCUCGAUUUGACUGGGAAUGAAAUCAAAGCCAUCGACCUAACCGUCUUUGAAACUAUGCCUAACCUGAAAACCCUCCUAAUGGAUAACAACAAGCUCACCACGCUGGAUUCCAAGAUCCUGACCUCGCUGAGGUCCCUCAGCACCGUGGGCCUCUCGGGCAAUCUGUGGGAGUGCAGCCCCAAGAUCUGCGCCCUGGCCACAUGGCUGGGGGGCUUCCAGGGGCGCUGGGAACACUCCAUCCUCUGCCACAGCCCCCACCACGCCCAGGGAGAGGAUAUUCUGGAUGCCGUGUACGGCUUUCAGCUUUGCUGGAAUUUAUCGACUGUUGUCACCCCCGUGGCUACGACGGACGCGGCUCCCACUACCGAGUCCACAAAAAGAAUAAGCUCUUCUCAUUUCCAUAUGGGAGACAAAGAGAUUCCAACCACGGCAGGCAUGGUCGUCACCACCGAAGAGCCGUUCCCGGAGCCAAACAAUGCCAUCUUCACUCAGAGGGUAAUUACAGGAACAAUGGCUUUACUGUUUUCUUUCUUUUUUAUCAUUUUUAUAGUGUUCAUCUCCAGGAAGUGCUGCCCUCCCACAUUAAGAAGAAUUAGGCAGUGCUCCAUGAUUCAAAACCACAGGCAGCUCCGAUCCCAAACGCGGCUGCAUAUGGCAAACCUGGCCGACCAGGGACCCUAUAAUGAGUACGAACCCACCCACGAAGGACCCUUCAUCAUCAUUAACGGCUACGGACAGUGCAAGUGCCAGCAGCUGCCGUACAAAGAAUGUGAAGUAUAAUACCCACAUGCCACCACAAAGUAAAUCAGAUAAGUAACCUAUUUUAAAAUUGUAGGGGACCUAUAUCAGAUUCUAAUUUUUACAAAUGUUGACAUAAAGCCUAAUUUUCCAAGCUACUUAAUGGAAACAUUGUUUAUGGAGUGGUGCAGUAUUUUUAAGUUUUUUUAAAAAUAAAUCCAUAAUAUUUUCAGUGUUAAAGAAGCAAUGAUUACAUUAAACUUGCACUCCUGAUGGUUAAAAGUCUAAAGAGACACCUCAAACUAUGUAAAAUGUUUCAUGUUCUGUAAUUAUAUGGCUGUGUGUAAACAUUUAUACCCAAGUCUCCACAUUCUACUUUUUCUAAUGAGAACAGCGCGGGGGGAAGGAUACUGGCUAUCUGUACAGAGAUCUGCGGGGGGACAUACGCUCCGUUUGUUCCACUGCAGCUGUAGCAUCCCAAACGCUCCAGCUGGCUCCGCUCACUUGAAAAGCUGCCGGGGAGGAAGAUUUUCCUCCUCUGAUCAUUUCACACCAGUGAAAAAAGGGGAGGGGAUGCAAAGGGGGAAAAAAAAGAGUGGGGGUGAGGGGGGGUUAAAAAAGUCCAGGUGGAGAUUUAAGAGCGUUGGGGACGGGUGAAUUUAUUUUAAAUGCAGUUUUCCUAUCUGCAUAUUCAUAGUUUGGCUUGUUUCAAAGGACCUUGCUCAGGCCCCCCGACAGACACAGCAAGGAGCCGUUCCCAGGGUCACAAAUUAGCAGGACGGUCACAAAUUAGCAGGACGACUCUCCAGGCGCUCCCCAAGUGGGCAGCGCAGCUUAUUUAGGAAAGCUCAGUGCGACGGGAUCAAUACUAAAUAUUAAGUGCAUUCAAUUCUUAUCGGCUCCCUGGUUUGGCUUGGUGAUGCUUUUCAUGAAUUCAGGCUAAUUACUUAGGACAACCAAAUGGCAUUUCAAUGCCUUUUCAUGUCUAAAUACCCUUAACGCAAGUUUUUCUUAAAGAGAGGUAAAUGCGAAGCGCGAGGCGAAGCUGGAAGGAAGGAAGAAGCGUGGCUUUGUGCCCCCGCCGCCCCCGCCUGCGCCGCCCUCGCUCCUGGCAGCGAUUUUCACGCACUAACUCCACCGGUUUCUCUGGAGACAGAAUGAGCCCUUGUAAUAUAAGCUCUCACUUGUCCUCCUCCCCCCAAAAUUCAAGGUAAUUACUAGUUAAAAACAAACCAAACAAAAAAUUACAUACCUUCUGGUAAGUUAGGAUAAUAUGAUUAGUCUAUAGAAUAGUUCACUGAAAAAUGUUUUGUUUCUUACUCGAUAUGGGACAGAAUCUAAACUAGCAUACCAUUUUGAAAAAGCAUAUAUAAAUAUAUAUACACACACGCACCUCAUUCUUACGGAGUAAUUUGCUUUCUUUAGCCAGAAGCACCAUAUUGCUAUUUAUCCUAUAUUGUGAGAUUCUCUGUAAAUAUUUGCGGAUCUAUGCAGCGCUGGUGGUGUCAGAUGCCACGGGGGCGGGGGUGGGGGUCUGCAGAGAUGACAUUAUUUUUAAGUCAACUGCUCAAAUAUUGUAAACAUUCUAACCAAAGCUAAAAGGACCAGAGGGAUGGACAUUUUUAUAGAUAUAUAUAGAUAUAUAUAUACAUGUAUGUAUAACUAAAAAGAUGUGUUGUGUCCAAUGCUGCAGUGUUGAACAGUUACCAGCACACACCGAUGAAGAAAAGAGAUUCCUCACAGUGUUGCCAUACCUUGAACAAAUCAGUAAUUACAGUAUGCUAAUUGUGUUGUACUAAACUAUUCUGCAAACUUUUUAAACAGGAAAAAAUCACUGCAUAAAAAUCCAUUUGCUAUUUCACUCUGCUUUAUUAUAUCUGUAUUACCACUUAGUGAGGUAUUUAGGGUGCAAUUAUACAACAGUUUGAUGUUUUAUUGUGAAAUGAAUUCGUCCAAGACAAUUAUAGCAAGAUAAGUGUGACUUCUGUUAAGAUUUUACAUAAAGAUUUUUCAGUUGUUGGUUUUGAAGAUAUUAAUUUGCAUUGUUUUACUUUUACAUACAGUGCCCUUAUAAAACAAUUAUUUUGUUUA
Molecule: messenger RNA, 4595 nt
Organism: Columba livia (rock pigeon)
Lineage: Eukaryota; Metazoa; Chordata; Aves; Columbiformes; Columbidae
Gene: LRRTM2
Product: leucine rich repeat transmembrane neuronal 2
Exons: 2
Coding region: 996-2546 (516 amino acids)
Cellular component (GO): extracellular matrix
Molecular function (GO): protein binding
Source: RefSeq, a predicted model, not a curated record